CAAGGAACUCCCAUCGAUUGGAGGUGAUGUAAAGACCUUCCCCUAUCUGACAGCCAUUCGGUUCCUGAUCCUUCCGGAGGAGCUCAUCCGACCUCAGACGCACAACCAUGAACAGACUGACAAACACUGAAACUUUGAACAAUAGACCAGUAAUCGGGAUCUUAGCCCAGCACACUGUGGAUGAGCUGACUGAGGUGGCAAAGACAUACGUGGGCGCUCCCUACGUGAAGUACCUGGAGUCAGCCGGCAGCAGGGUGGCGGUGAUCAGGUUGUAUCUCAGUGAGUGCGAUUAUGAAAAGAUUUUUCAUUCAAUAAAUGGGAUCUUACUGCCGGGAGGAGCAGUGGAUUUAGUGACAUCGGAGUUUGCCCGAGUUGCUGGCAUUUUCUAUCGACUGGCAUUGAAGGCGUGUGACCAGGGGGGUUAUUUCCCAGUCUGGGGGACGUGUAUGGGACACCAGCUGCUGACAGCUUUGACAGCCGGAGAGGACCUCCUGACCCCGACUGCCAGUUACAACGUGGCAUUGACACUGGAGUUUACCGAGGAAGCAAAAUCCAGUAAAAUGUUUAAAGAUUUUUCUCCGGAUUUGAUGAGAAUUUUAUCGGAGAAACCACUGACCGGAAAUUUCCACAAGUUCAGCAUCACGGAGCAAUCCUUUGUAUCCAAUGAGAAAUUGCGAUCAUUCUACAGACUUAUCUCCACCAGCACUGACCGACACGGUGUCCCAUUCAUCUCCACAAUGGAAGCACUUGAAUAUCCAUUCUAUGGCACCCAAUGGCAUCCUGAAGCAAACCGUUUCUUAUGGAAGGAGAGUUUGGAGGCUCUUCACUGUGCCCAUGGUGUCAGGAUAUCCUACUUAUUGGCUGAGUUCUUUGUAAAUGAAGCGAGAAAGAAUCUUCACCACUUUGAGACAAAGGAAGAGGAAGAAUCUGCCUUGAUUGACUCUCACAAACCGGUUUUCCUGGGUGACAAGAGCUCCUUUAGAACUCUCUACUUCUUUGAUUAACCCCCUGUUACCUAGGCCAUGGUUAAAGACUGGAGUUCCCGUCUCUCUCUCUGUCCUGCAUCUCUCAUUGUGCAAGAGGGGCAGGUGCAGCAUGAAGGCUACGAAGCACUGAGGGCAAUGCCAUGGGUUUGUGUCCUAUCUGCUGAUCUCUCCUCCUGUCCCCCCCCGGGAAGGCAUUAACUCCUUGACUAACCCCCCCUCCCCCCACACUGUGGUAUCGCUCCCGAAUGAUCAUUCAUGAUAGUGACCGUCAGCGGGAGAUUUGAAUGUGCCGGGAUCACAGCUGAGCCUAAUCCCUGCUCUGAGCUGAUACUGGACUCUGUACAGGUACGUGUGGUGUCAGUAACUAGAACCUGAACUCAGACUGGCCCAGAAACUGGUUCGUGUGAAAUGGAAAACAGGACAUUUACAACUCAUUACUGGAAUUCACCAGGCAUGUGAAUACUUGAUGAUUACUGUCUGAUCUACUCUCUUCUUAUGUCAGAGAAAUCACUUAAUAAAACCUGAUAUGGAGA
Messenger RNA from Carcharodon carcharias (great white shark), 1519 nucleotides. RefSeq names its product gamma-glutamyl hydrolase-like. Gene Ontology annotation, cellular component: vacuole. The transcript is spliced from 10 exons. Bases 108 to 1004 code for a protein of 298 amino acids. Lineage: Eukaryota; Metazoa; Chordata; Chondrichthyes; Lamniformes; Lamnidae. Gene Ontology annotation, biological process: tetrahydrofolylpolyglutamate metabolic process. The record is from RefSeq and is a predicted model, not a curated record. Gene Ontology annotation, molecular function: gamma-glutamyl-peptidase activity.